This is a messenger RNA of Toxorhynchites rutilus septentrionalis, 1167 nucleotides long. Its product is annotated as ribosomal RNA-processing protein 8. The transcript has 4 exons. Lineage: Eukaryota; Metazoa; Arthropoda; Insecta; Diptera; Culicidae. Gene Ontology annotation, biological process: regulation of transcription by glucose; cellular response to glucose starvation; rDNA heterochromatin formation. Gene Ontology annotation, molecular function: methyltransferase activity. Bases 75 to 1112 code for a protein of 345 amino acids. Gene Ontology annotation, cellular component: chromatin silencing complex; nucleolus; rDNA heterochromatin. The record is from RefSeq and is a predicted model, not a curated record.
GUUGUGAGUGGUGUUAUAACUGUAAAGAACACCGCAACAGGUAAAUAAUAAGCAGGCUUAUCAUAUCGCUCGUAAUGAAGAAAGUAUUUACUGAACCUGAUUGGGACGAUGAUGAACUUUCAGCAAAUAAUCAUAAGGAUUACAGCUUCGCCAAGAUAAAGGUUACGAAAAACAAACAUAAAGAACAUCUGGAAUCUGAGAAGAGCGGAGAUUCAUUUCAGCCAGGAAAAUUCGUUCGUGCUCCUCAGGCAAAUGGCAAAGUGGAACAACCACAUUCUCCACCAAAAGAUAAAUGUAAACCUAGCAAAAGGAAGGCUGAUAUAGCAAUCGAAAAACUCGAGAGUGGCACUGCGAAGGCCAAAAAAUUGAAACAGAAAAAACGAGAAAAUCAUGUGCACGAUACAAAAGCAGGUCAAACUAGAAAUGUGAAACAAUCGAAUAAUGCACCCGCCAAUCUCCGAGAUAAGUUAGUGGAAAGUUUGAAAGGCUCCCGAUUUCGAUUCCUGAACGAACAGAUGUAUAAAACCACCGGCGAUGAAGCAAGGAAGCUUUUCUCCCAAGACCCCAGCGCAUUUCAGGCGUACCAUGAAGGUUACCGACAUCAAAUUGUGCAAUGGUCGAUGAAUCCACUGAAUCGCAUCAUUAAAAACAUACAAAAAUUGGCGCAGGAUCAGAUUAUUGCCGAUUUUGGUUGCGGUGAAGCUCGACUAGCGGAAUCUGUGCCCCACAAGGUGUACUCGCUGGAUUUGGUGGCCCACAAUGAGAGUGUGAUAGUUUGUGAUAUGGCCAACACACCGCUCGAGAAUAAUUCAAUCAACGUUGUUGUCUUCUGUCUAUCCCUGAUGGGGACCAACGUGAGAGAUUUUCUGCUGGAAGCGAAUAGAGUCUUGAAAGUUGGCGGUUCCCUUAGAAUUGCUGAAGUUUCAUCUCGUUUCGACGAUGUGAAGCAAUUCAUAGACUGCGUCCAAAAAUGCGGGUUCUUGGUAGUGAACAAAGACUUAAAGCAUAAGUUGUUUUAUUUCUUUAACUUCAAAAAAGUGCGGACAGUUGAUAAACAUUCCGCCCAAGGUAAACAUUUCAGUCUCAAACCGUGUCUGUACAAGAAGCGAUAAUAAUGCAAAACGUGUAAUGCGCGUGAAAUAAAUACAUUUAUUUAGUUCAAAUCAA